Molecule: messenger RNA, 1598 nt
Organism: Symsagittifera roscoffensis
Lineage: Eukaryota; Metazoa; Xenacoelomorpha; Acoela; Convolutidae
Product: kinesin-like protein KIFC3
Exons: 2
Coding region: 38-1540 (500 amino acids)
Biological process (GO): microtubule-based movement
Cellular component (GO): microtubule cytoskeleton
Molecular function (GO): microtubule binding; microtubule motor activity; ATP binding
Source: RefSeq, a predicted model, not a curated record
GAAGAAAUGUAAGGACCUUGAAGAUGAACUUGAAGCUAUGAAUAGAAGCCUAAACUCUGUGAAAGCCGAUAAAAAGAACUCGGUUUUCCAACUUCAGGGCGUCCAGAGAGAGAAAACGAGGUUGAUGAGAGAGAAAACAGAACUGACCGGUGGUUCUAUAAAAAGCGAGCAAGCUGCAAACGCCAAAGGUAAAGGUAAAGACCAAGGAAACACUGGCUCUUUGGCUUCCACAUUGGUUGAAACCUCCGAAGGACCCCAAAUAACGAAAGAAAUGGAGCUCAUGAUAAAAGGCGCCAAUGAAAAAGUCAAAAAAAUGGACGAACAGCAAAAUAACUUAAAAGAUUUUGUGGUGAAAGAGCUGGAAAAGUUAAAAAGCAUGCUAAAACAGCUGGCAGAAUGUUAUCAUUUGAUGAGAGGUGGAGGAACGAACCUUGGUGCUGAAAUCGAAGAAGUUCGAGCUCUUUACCGAAAGGAAAUGUUACAAAGGAAACUGCUCUACAACCAGUUACAAGAGUUGCGAGGAAACAUUCGUGUGUUCUGCCGAAUCAAACCCGACAAGUCGAGUUGCUUGACCGUCUCGGACGAAUCGAUUUCAUUACUGAAUGUGCACGGGAAGAAAAUGGAGUUUGAAUUCGAUAAGGUUUACGACCAGUAUGUUACGCAGAGUGAUAUUUUUGAGAAUACCAAACCGAUCAUUACGUCUGCUGUUGAUGGCUACAACGUGUGUAUUAUUGCUUACGGUCAGACUGGCUCAGGAAAAACUUUCACGAUGAUGGGCCCAGAAAAAGAUCCCGGAGUCAAUCUGAGGGCGGUGCAGGAACUAUUCAGAGUAGCUCGAGAGAAGGUCAAAGUCACGUUCAAAAUAACAGCGCAGAUGCUUGAAGUCUACAAUGAGCAGGUAAAAGACCUGCUUCGAGACCCCAGGGACCCAAACCCGGUAGAAAUCAUCAUCCGUUUCAUGGGCAAAACUGUCAAAGUCGAAAACGCCGUCGAAAUUGAAAUCACAGCUCCUGAUGAUGUGAAGAAAAUGAUCAAACGAGGCGAAGUAAAUAGACACACAGCUCAAACCAACAUGAACACAAAUAGUUCCAGGUCCCACUUGUUGCUGAAGAUCAAUGUUGAAAUUACCGAUAAAGUCACUGGAGGUCGAACUGUGGGAAGUUUGACCCUUGUUGACCUCGCGGGAUCGGAGAAAAUAGCAAAGAGCGGAGCUGAAGGUUGGACGCUUAUUGAAGCCGCGGCUAUUAAUAAAUCGCUGAGUUCACUUGGUCAAGUUUUUUCAGCUCUUAGAUGCAAAUCUGUUCACGUGCCCUACAGAAAUUCGAAACUUACCCAACUUCUACAACCGUCGCUAGGGGGCGACGCGAAAGCAUGCAUUUUUGUAAAUUGCAGCCCGCUUGACGAUAACUCGUCGGAAACUUUGAGCACGCUUGAGUUUGGCCAAAAAGCGAGACAGAUUAAAAUGGGCAAAGCUCGUCAGAAUAUCGUCGCCGGACCCAGAAAACCAUGGUGGGCCUCGAACAGCCGACCUUUCGAUUGAGAGGCGGAGACGUAACCACUUCUCCAUCGCUCCCCUAAUUUUUCAUCAGUAAAACGUU